AUGGGUGAUCAGGCCCCGCCCACACUGGUACAGCUGGCGGCUCAGAAACUGCUGGAGAACCAGGCUUUGGCCAUCUCUGCCCUGGAGGACCUGCCCUGCCACGUCUUCCCUCUGUUGUUCUUUGAGGCCUUCAAAAAGAAACACUCCAAGCUCCUGAAGGCCAUGGUGCAGGCCUGGCCCUUCCCCUGCCUCCCCCGGGGGGCGCUGAGUGAAGAUUUGGAGUUUGAUACCCUGGAAAUCGGCCUGGAUGGGCUCGACAUGCUGCUUGUUCAGAAGGAUUGGUCCAGGCCCUCUCCCUGCAGCUCCAGCACACUGAGCACCAUGUCCCUGCCCACACUGCGGCAGCUGGCCAUGCAGAGCCUGCUAGAGGACCAGGCCUUGGCCAUGUCUGCUCUGGACGUCCUUCCCUUGGAUCUCUUCUCCACGCUGUGCAGAGAGGUGGUUGCCAAGAGACGCAUGGAGGUGCUGAAGGCCAUGGUGCAGGCCUGGCCCUUUGCCUGCCUCCCCGUGGGGGCCCUGGUGGGCUCAGCUGACCUGGAGAUCUUACAGGUCACCCUGGAGGGCCUUGAUGUGCUGCUUGAGCAGGGAGUGGGGCCCAGAUGCAAACUGCAGGUGUUAGAUCUGCAGAAUAUGUCCCUGAACAUCUGGACCUCAGGGUACAUAGCAAUGUCUCAAGCCUGCUCAGCAGCAGCCCUGACUGACAAGCCAGCAGCCAAUCACUGUGCAGCCCUGAGGAAGGAGCCCUCCUUCAGGAUAUUCAUGGAUGUCACCAUCAGUGAUGGCCCCUGGGAUUGUGUGCUGGCCCACGUGCUCCAGUGGGCGGAGACGAGAAGAGACCAGGUUCAGCUGUGCUCUAAGAAGCUGCAGAUUGGGAUGAAAUAUUCUGCUUCCAGAUUCAAAAUUUCCUUCUUCAUCCAACUGCUGCAGCAGAGAAAUCUCCAGCAAAUUUAUAUGUAUCGAGUCUACUUCCUUUAUGGAAACCUGCACAAGGUCUUCAGGACCCUCAAGCCUCUGACCACUCUGUCUUUGAGUUCAAGACCACUGAAUGAAGCAGACCUGAAGUGUCUGUCCCUGUGUCCCUGUACCAGUCAGCUCAAGCACCUGCGUCUCAGGACCAUAUAUUUGGGUCAAUGGAGUCCUGGGCCCCUCCGAGCUCUGCUGGAGAGAGUGUCUGGCACCCUGGAGGCCCUGGCCAUAGAGCACUGUGGGAUCACUGAGGCCCAGCUCUCUGCCAUCCUGCCCGCCCUGAGCCAGUGCUCCCAGCUGAGCUUCUUCAGCAUCUAUGGGAACCGCAUGUCCUUGGCUGCCCUGCAGAACCUGCUGAGCCACACAGCCAAGCUGAGGCAGUUGCAGCGAGGGCUGUAUCCGGCCCCUGUGGAGAGCUAUGACCACGAAUGUUUGUUGUAUGGAUGUGAAGUCAACAAGGAGAACUUUGUCCAGGUUUGUGUGAGCUUGGUGCAGAUCCUGAGGGACUUACAGCCAGCCCAUAAGGUCCAGAUCUGCACUUACACAUGUGUUAGCUGUAAGAAGAACCAGUUCUAUAGCCUGGCACCCAGUGGCAACUGGGUAGUCACAGAAGAAUAUUCCUUUACAAGGAAGUCUAACUACUGUGGGGUUUGUCAAGUUCACUAG
This is a messenger RNA of Dipodomys spectabilis (banner-tailed kangaroo rat), 1632 nucleotides long. RefSeq names its product PRAME family member 18-like. The record is from RefSeq and is a predicted model, not a curated record. Gene Ontology annotation, cellular component: cytoplasm. Lineage: Eukaryota; Metazoa; Chordata; Mammalia; Rodentia; Heteromyidae. Gene Ontology annotation, biological process: negative regulation of DNA-templated transcription; positive regulation of cell population proliferation; negative regulation of cell differentiation. The coding region runs from base 1 to 1632 and encodes 543 amino acids. The transcript has 5 exons.